Schizosaccharomyces japonicus yFS275 is the source of this 584-nucleotide messenger RNA. Its product is annotated as peptidyl-prolyl cis-trans isomerase NIMA-interacting 4. The record is from RefSeq and is a predicted model, not a curated record. Bases 184 to 489 code for a protein of 101 amino acids. Gene Ontology annotation, cellular component: nucleolus; spindle. Lineage: Eukaryota; Fungi; Ascomycota; Schizosaccharomycetes; Schizosaccharomycetales; Schizosaccharomycetaceae. The transcript is spliced from 3 exons. Gene Ontology annotation, molecular function: peptidyl-prolyl cis-trans isomerase activity; DNA binding; isomerase activity. Gene Ontology annotation, biological process: rRNA processing.
GCAACAUUGACACGCCUUUGGCAUGUAUUCUCCUAUAAUAAACGACCAUCCACACAGUUACUAAUCAGACCUGACAAUUUCUGUUUUGUUUGACGUUUCGCUGAAUGUUAUUUUUCUCUUUUCUCCAUUACUACUGAAUCUUGUCUUAAGAGCUGUCGUUCACCACCAGGAGAAUAAAACAAAAUGGCACCUAAAGGAGGAGGACAAAGCGUUCUAGUUCGUCAUAUCUUGUGCGAAAAGCACUCUAAGAUUAUGCAAGCCCAAGAGAAGCUGAAUGCUGGCGAGCGAUUUGACAAAGUUGCCCAGCAGUUCAGCGAGGACAAGGCUAAACGCGGUGGAAACCUUGGUUGGAUGACUCGUGGUUCUAUGGUUGGACCUUUCCAAGAUGCUGCUUUUAAACUGGAACCAAGUAAGGUCGACAAACCAAUUACCACUAUGGUGAAAACCAAUUUUGGUUAUCAUAUUAUUAUGAUCGAGGGGAAGAAGUAAUCGUUAAGUAUCCUUAGUGCUCGUUAAAUACAAAUAAAAAAUGUUUGCGCGUUCUAUAGCAAAAUAAUGCAGUAUCAUAGAAUACAGUAUUUGUG